CGUCAUCACUGGGCGCCUCUUGCGGCCCUUCCUCCUUGAGGGCGAGCGAGCCAUGAGUGGCCGGGGCUUGCUUCUCCUCCUCCGCUCGGCGCGGGCCGCCUUCCCCGGCAGGAGCAGGCCCUUCGGCACUUCCUGCCCGCGGCCUGCCUUCGCCAAGGAGCUUUUCCUGGGGAACUUCCGCAAGGAGGAGGUGUUUCCUUAUCCUGAAAUUAGCAAUGAAGAAUUGGAAGAAAUCAAUCAGUUUGUGGGUCCAGUGGAAAAAUUCUUCAGAGAAGACGUGGAUUCUAAGAAAAUUGAUCAUGAUGCUAAGAUUCCAAAAGAAACACUUGAUGGGCUGAAGAGUUUGGGUCUUUUUGGCAUGCAGAUUCCAGAGGAGUAUGGUGGCCUUGGUCUUUCAAAUACAAUGUAUGCACGUUUAGGAGAAAUCACUUCUCAGGAUGGGGCUAUUGCAGUCACUUUGGCAGCUCACCAAGCUAUAGGGCUAAAGGGAAUCCUUAUUGCGGGCACCAAGGAGCAGAAAGAAAAGUAUCUACCCAAACUGGCUUCGGGGGAAUACACUGCUGCGUUUUGUCUCACUGAACCAGGAAGUGGAAGUGAUGCUGCAUCCAUCCAGAGCAGAGCUAUUUUGUGUGAAGAUGGGAAACAUUUCAAAUUAAAUGGUUCAAAGAUAUGGAUCUCAAAUGGUGGUAUUGCAGAUAUUUUUACUGUGUUUGCAAGAACGGAGGUUACUGACAAAGAUGGUGCAGUAAAAGACAAAAUUACAGCUUUCAUUGUAGAAAGAGCUUUUGGUGGAGUCACUCAUGGAAAGCCAGAGGAUAAGCUGGGCAUCCGAGGAUCUAAUACUUGUGAACUUCACUUUGAAAACACAAAAAUCCCUAUAGAGAAUGUUAUUGGAGAAAUUGGAGGAGGUUUUAAGAUUGCCAUGAAUAUCCUAAACAGUGGAAGAUUUAGUAUGGGCAGUGCAUCUGCUGGGAUGAUUAAAAAACUGAUAGAAAUGACAGCAGAAUAUGCUUGUACAAGGAAACAGUUUAAUAAGAAGCUGAGUGAAUUUGGAUUAAUUCAGGAAAAGUUUGCCCUCAUGGCUCGGAAAGCAUAUGUCAUGGAAAGCAUGGCCUAUCUUACUGCAGGAAUGAUGGACAGACCAGGGAUCCCAGACUGCUCCAUUGAAGCUGCCAUGGUUAAAGUGUUUAGUUCUGAAGGUGCUUGGAUUUGUGUGAGCGAAGCUUUGCAGAUCCUCGGAGGCCUUGGCUACAUGAAAGAUUAUCCAUACGAACGCUAUCUCCGGGACAGCAGGAUACUCCUGAUUUUUGAGGGAACAAAUGAAGUUCUACGAAUGUAUAUUGCUUUGACAGGCAUGCAGUAUGCUGGCAAAAUCUUAACUGAAAAAAUAAAGGAGAUUAAGAGGGGGAAUGUGACAGUGGCAUUGAACGUGUUUUUCAACAAGUUCCGCGACAGCAUGGGCAGAAAAGUCGAUCUAGGAUUAGUUGGAAAAGAUGGAGUGGUGCAUCCCAGUCUGGAAGAAAGUGCCAAGAAACUUGAAGAGAAUGCUUAUUAUUUUGGAGUUACAGUUGAAGGCUUGCUAAGAAGGUUUGGCAAGACUAUUGUAGAUGAACAGAUGGUUCUUAGGAGAGUGGCAGACAUCCUCAUUAAUCUGUAUGCAAUGACAGCAGUUAUAUCCAGAGCUAGUCGAUCUAUCGCCAUUGGUUUGCGUAAUCAUGACCAUGAGGUGCUGCUUACAAAUAUAUUUUGUACUGAAGCUGCUUUCCAGAAUACCUAUGCAAUGGCAGAGUUGGAAAAAUUUGCUCCUGAAAACAUGGAUGACAGUAUUAAAAAAGUGGCAAAGCAAGUGCUGGAAAAGAGAUCCUAUAUUUGUUCCCAUCCUCUCGACAGAACCUUCUGAAGGCUGGGAAACAGCAAUUGAAGUGCUCCUUUUUAAACAUACUAAUGGUUGAACUAAAUCCUUCUUGACUAAGAAGCCAAAUGAAUGAGAGACAUUUUAUGAAACAUAAUCUUCAAAAGUGCAAUUAUAAAAUAAAUUGUGUUAAUUCUUUUAUGCCUGAAUAGAGCUGACAAGAAUCCACCCACUGCCGUGGAGUGUACAAGGAGGCCCUCCAAAGUUGUUGGACCAUAAUGCCCAUCGGCCAUAAUCAGGAUAGUAACGAGUGAGAAUUUCUGGGAAUUGUAGUCCAACAACCUUUGAAGAGGGGUACACCCCAAGCGCAGUCUGUGUGCAGCAGAGAAUGACAGGAUUGAGAACUUACGAGAAAACAAUUGGCUGCUGAAUAUGCUCGGCCUGAAAGAAAAGCUAUUAAGGGGAAAGACAGUAAUGGUCUAAAACGGAAUCAGCAGACGGAGCAAGUCUUGUUUUCUCUUGUUCCAGAAGACAGGACUACAAUAUUCAGUAGAAAUUUCCGGGAUGUAAUCAAACCUUAUCAAGCCAUAAAAGAAGAGG
This is a messenger RNA of Anolis sagrei ordinatus, 2452 nucleotides long. It is a transcript of the gene ACAD9, whose product is annotated as acyl-CoA dehydrogenase family member 9. Lineage: Eukaryota; Metazoa; Chordata; Lepidosauria; Squamata; Anolidae. Gene Ontology annotation, molecular function: flavin adenine dinucleotide binding; acyl-CoA dehydrogenase activity. The record is from RefSeq and is a predicted model, not a curated record.